AUGAAUAUUCUACCACAACAAUCCGCAGCAACUGUUAAUCCGGACGACGUGACAUCGGCAAUGAGCGCGGCGUUUGCUGAAUUUCUCGCUGAUGAGACCACACCCAUUCCUCAUGUCAUCGAUUCUACAACUGUACGAACUGAAACGACGACUGAUGGUCAUGACAUAUUGAGAGACACUCAUCCACCCACAUCAUACGCAGUUUCGACACGUACAAACAGUGAUUCUCUUGUUGUUGUUGUUGCCGCUACUGCUGACGCACCACCCUCAACAACAACGACACCGACAAAUCUACCGCGUUACAAAUCUCUUCUGAAGAAAUGUUCAUCAAAUAAGACAGGUGGACAACAUUCAACGAUGUCAGCUAGCACAGGGUCCGAUCCGAGUUAUUAUUCAUCAUCUACUAAUCGAAGGAAACGAUCGAUAUCUAAUGAAUACAAGCCAUCAAAACGAUUUCGUCCCAUACAAUCAUCUUCAGGUUCUGCGUCUUCAUCAUCAUCUCAUCAACUGCAGAUCCAAGAAUAUUCAUCAUCUUCGUCCGAUGAUGAUAAUUCUGCACCUACAACUAUAAAUUCUGAUCUUAUCAAUAUGUCGAAUUCAUUAAUACACUCAACUCCUCCACUCUACAGUCAAAUUAAUCGCAUUCCGACACAAGUAGUUGACUCAAGUGAUGAUGAACUUUUUGCACCAUUUAAUCCCUCAAAUUCCUCAUGCUCAUGUUUACAUCAUGCAUCUGCAGUGUCUCAAGUGAACUCUCAUCCAGCUACCCUUCCACCCAUGCCACGUCUUCAUAAUCCGGCUCAACUUCGUCAUCAAUACCGACAACAACUGGCAUCUGAAUUGCAUCGUCAACGUCUGAGUGCAUUUCAAAGCCAUGCACCAUCAUCAUCAGCUAUGCUCACUGCUGAUCAACAUCUUCAUGCGCUGUUGAAUAAUCCCACAACAUCUAAUCACUAUAUUCAUACACAUAUCAAUAUUCAACCGACAGCAGCGUACAAUCUAAAUUCUCAAAUGAAUGCAAGAAUCGAAAAUAAUAACUCAUGGCCGCCAACACCUCUGAUACUUCGUUCAUUUCGCAAUCCACUCUUUUUACAUAACAAUGAGCAUGUUCUCGAGGAACUAUUACGUAUGGAAGAACAGUUAAAUGGUUUGAAUGGUCCGACAAACUCAGGUGCCACUAUCGAACAAAUCAAUUGUCGAACAUUAUCCUACAAAUACACGAAAAGUGCACAUACAUCCGAAGAAAAAUGUACUAUAUGUUUAUCUGAAUACGAUCUGAAUGAAUGUGUGCGUCGUUUACCUUGUAUGCACCUCUUUCACAUCGAAUGUGUAGAUCGAUGUCUAUCGCGAACCAUAAAUAAAAUGUUCGAUCAAAUAUGGACGUAUUUUGUAUGUUUAUUCGAUUAUGUAUUAUGUAUUCUUCGAACUCUACCGCGUGAUCUACGUGGUCUCUAUAAACUCCUUGGACAUUCGUUCUUGAUUCAGUAUUAUAUGUACCGACAGCAAGACUUUCUCGCCAUAUUUCGAAAAAAUGUGAAACGUUAUAAAUCAAAACCAUGUUUUAUACUAGAAGAUACGACACUCUCCUUUCAAGAGGUCGAAGAUCUGACCAAUCAAUUAGCGAAUUUCUUUCUUGCCGAGGGUUAUUCUCAUGGCGAUGUUAUUGCAUUGAUCUUAGAUAAUUCAAUUGAAUAUCCAUGCGUAUGGAUUGGUUUGAGUAAAUUUGGUUGUAUUACUGCAUUGAUCAAUUCAAAUCUACGUGCUACACCAUUACUUCAUUCAAUACGAACAGUAAAUGCAAAAAGUAUUAUCACAUCCAAGCAGAUUCUUCCAGAGAUCGAAAAUGAAUUGAAGGAAUUAAAUAUUAAUAAAGUUUAUCUCUUCGAUCCCAAGUCAAGUUCGACAACGAAUGGCCAUGCGUCGAUAAGUGACAUUGAAACUGUUCAUUUAUAUGACAGUUUGAAACAAUGCUCAACGAAACCCACGAAGCCUAUUCCAUUCGACUUGAAACAACCUGUUUUCUAUAUAUUCACUUCAGGAACUACAGGAUUACCAAAAGCUGCUGUUAUUAAACAUUCGAGAUUUCUACUUGGUGCACUUGGUUUUCUCUCAGCAACCGGGAUUAAUGAUAAAGAUAUUAUGUAUGAUACUCUUCCACUCUAUCAUUCAUUGGGCGGUUGGAUCUGUAUUAGCUACAGUCUUUUGGGUGGUUGUACAACAGUAUUACGUAGAAAAUUCUCCGCUUCCAAUUUCUGGAAAGAUUGUGUCAGAUACAAGUGUACAGGUUUUACUUAUGUCGGCGAACUAUGCCGAUUUUUACUUGCUCAACCACCUGGUGAAUAUGAUCGUAAACAUUCCAUUCGACUUUGUACGGGUAAUGGUCUUCGACAAAAUCUAUGGAGCUCAUUCGUCGACCGAUUCAAUAUCCGAAACGUCUAUGAAUUCUACGCUGCAACGGAAAGCAAUGCAUAUUUUUUCAAUGUCGAUUCACAUCCGGGUGCGUGCGGUUUUUAUUCGUUAAUUGUUCCACGUGCGCUUGGAAGUGUACUUGUACGGUUUGAUCCGACAACAAUGGAACCGAUACGAAACGAAAAGACGAAGAAUUGUAUACAGUGCAAAGCAGGCGAACGCGGACUACUGUUAGGAAUGAUCGGGAAAAGUUUACUACAUGCUUUCGAUGGCUAUGUGAAUAAUCCGUCUGGAACGAGCAAAAAAAUAGUCGAAAAUAUUUACAAACAAGGCGAUCGUGCCUUCAAUACAGGUGAUGUAAUGGUAGCAGAUAAAUAUGGUUAUUUGUACUUUUGCGAUCGAACUGGCGAUACGUUUCGUUGGAAAGGCGAAAAUGUCUCUACUGUGGAAAUCGAAAACAUUCUCAUGGAUAUUCUCAAACAAAAUGAUGUGUUGGUUUUCGGUGUGUCUAUUCCAGACACUGAUGGAAAAGCAGGAAUGGCUGUCGUCCUUGAAAGUACAUCUUCACCGAUCAAUAUGAGUAAACUAGCGAACGAUAUGAAGAAACAUGGUUUACCCUCCUACGCUCGACCGUGUUUCAUUCGUGUGACCAAGCAUAUCGAAAUGACCGGUACAUUUAAAGUGAAAAAAACCGUAUUUCAAGAAGAAGGCUUUGAUCUUGAACGUGUUACCGAGCCAAUCUACUAUUUAAAUCACAAGAAACAAACGUACGAAAGGUUAAUACCUGAAAUCUUUAAUUUAAUCUCAAAAGGCAAACUUCAAUUUUGA
This is a messenger RNA of Adineta ricciae, 3237 nucleotides long. Lineage: Eukaryota; Metazoa; Rotifera; Eurotatoria; Adinetida; Adinetidae. The record is from the annotation of a GenBank genome assembly.